Magnolia sinica is the source of this 478-nucleotide messenger RNA. RefSeq names its product serine/threonine-protein kinase TOR-like. The record is from RefSeq and is a predicted model, not a curated record. NCBI's taxonomy places the organism in Eukaryota, Viridiplantae, Streptophyta, Magnoliopsida, Magnoliales, Magnoliaceae. The transcript has 4 exons. The coding region runs from base 130 to 357 and encodes 75 amino acids.
UACAUUGCUCCGAUACACAAGGCACUUGUGGUGAAGCUAAGGGAAGGCACCGGGCCAAAUGCUAAUACUGGUGUUGUCACUGGAGUUCUUGCAACUGUUGGGGAGCUUGCUAGGGUGGGAAGUUUUGGAAUGAAGCAAUAUCUUGGUGAACUAAUGCCAGUAAUUGUUGAAGCCCUCUUGGAUGGAACUACUGUUAUAAAGCGUGAAGUGGCUGUCGCAACUCUUGGUCAAGUUGUACAGAGCGCUGGAUGCUUUCAGACAACCGAACAAGCUGUAGUUGUUCAUCAGCCAAGCAAAAGUCAUAUCCAAAUCUUGCGUCGUGACUUUGUAUUAUUUGUGGAACCUAAUGUUGUGUAAUAGUUUGAUUGAGUUUAUUUUGAAAACUUUAAAUAGACUGUUGUUAACUGUUUUGUUGGUAUUGUGGCUUUUAUGAUUGAUUGUUUCAUGAGUGAAUUGAAUGAAUGGAUUAGUAGUUAAA